AUGAGUCAUUUUGCAAGAUUAGUAGAGUUGUUGAAUGAAAGUGCAAAAAAUUAAUAAAAUUCAGAAUUAAACCAAUUAGUACAAAUACUUAUUUAAUUUUCAUUUCCUCAACAUACUUAUUAGAUGAUUUGCAAUUCUAUCUCUUUAUUGAUUGCUAAAACAGGAAAUGAAUAAAUUAAAUAAGUAGUUGAAGCUUUAUUGUAAUAUAUAAAUAAGAAGGGAUCAUAAAAAAGUAUUGCUUUAACUUUACUUGUUACAUUAAUUUAACUAACUAAACAUGAAAUUCAAUCAUUUUCCUAUACUCUAACUUAGGAUAUUAGUACUGCUUUAAUGAAAUUAUUAAAGAACUCUGAUUAUCGUUUGCUUCUUUGUAAUUCAUUGAAAUUCUUAAUUGAAUCAUAAAGGAAUGAAAUUCUUAAAAUAGCCUUGAAAUUUACAUUAAAUGAGAAACAUGAAAUUCUCUAAUAAGCAGGAAUGCAAACUCUAAUACAUUUAAUGGAAAAUGAAGUAAUAUCAGAACAAAUGUAUUUAAUAGCCUAUAAAUCAGAUGAUUCGUCUUUAUUUUAUAAAUAUUUUGCUAGAUACUUAUUUUAAUAAUAAAAUAUAGUGGCUUUAACUAAAAAAGAUAAAUUAAAGUAGUAAGUACAACUUUAACCAAGAGAACAAGCAUAAAAAAUAUUUUAAUUAUUUGAUGAAAAUUUAUCUAAAUUUCCUUCAAAUAUAGUAGGAAACAUAUUUCUGGCUUAUAAAAAGUAUAAUAUAUACUUAAUAUAUAAGAUAUUUGACUUAUGAAUUCAAAAAAUUAGGACUUUCAAUAAUUAGAGGAUCAUUUGAAAUAUCUUGUUCAUAUUUAGGAUCGAUGUAAUUAGAUGAUCCAUAUCUUCAUACUGUUUAUAAAAAGUAUCUAAUAAUUUAUAAUAAUUUAGAACAGUUAAUUUAUGUCUAUUUAUGGUUUAACAAGUUUAAUUGAAUGAAAGAAAGGAUAUAUUGGAGUAUUUCUUUGAUAAAAUUUCUAAAGCAAAGAGUUAGAAAUGGAAUGUUUAUAUAUAUAAAUUACUUUUGAAAGGAAUGAAUUUCUUAUUUGAUACAUUAGGUUCAAAUGUAUUUGAUGAUAAAAGAACAAAACCAUCUGAAUUUAUAGAUAUAUUAACUCCUAUUUUUAAAAUAAAUGAUAUUUUAUAACAUCCAAUGAGUAUAGAUAAACCUAUUUGUAUUAGUGUAAGUAGAAAUUUAUUCAAUACUUUUGAAUCUUUAUUUUAAGAAAAUAAAAAAUGGUAAUAAAGUAUUUUAUCAGCCUUACUUAAUUAUGCUAAAAUUACAUUAGCAGAACUUAAUGUUAAAGAAACUAAUUAAUAAAUAAAUUAAUUAAGAGUUUAAUGUGCAUUAUUAUCAAAAUUAUUCUCUUAAUUAGAUUUAUAAUUACAUUCAAUAUCAAGUGAAUUAAUAAAUCAUUUAUGGGAAACUGCAAAAUCAUUUCUAGAUAAAUCUUCAUAAUUAAGAAGAAUUGGUUGGAUCAUAAUUGCAGAAUUAUUAAUGGUUCCAUAUUUUGGAACAACUAAUAAAGUAAAGGAAAUUGGAAUAUUAAUUGAAAAAAACUUAACUUCUAAAGAUGAAAUAAAAGAUGAAUAAUAAUUAUAAAGUUAUUGUAGUGUUGGUCUUGUUAUUAUUUCAAUAUUAAAUAGUAGUUCAUUAUCAAAAUAAAUUAAGGAUACUACUAGAAAGUUUUUGGCUUAAUAAACAAUUUUAAUGUUUAAUAAAUUAUAAUAAUGUAAAUUUGAUAAAUAAUCACCAUUUGUGAUAUCAUCUAAAUAUAUUUUUUAUUAGGCAAUUAGAUAAAUUCAACCAAAAUAUUAUUCUAAUGAAUUAAAUUCACUUGUAUAAUUUUGUCUUGAAGAUAUAAUAAAUGGUAAUUCAAUUUGGAAUUAAGUAAAUGUUCAUAAAAAUAAUCAUUAUGUUGAUGAACUUUUGGGAAUUCCUAGAUCAGAAUUUUAGUUAGUUUUAGCAGCUAGUAAAUUUUUAGGUCAUAUUAUAUCUUCAUAAUCAUUUACUCUAAAAAAUAAAAUUAAUUUUAUUAGAUAUGUAAAUGGUACUUUAUAAACAUAAGUUAUUAACAUAAAAGAAGUUUAAUAAAAAUAAUCUAAAUAAUAAUGUUAUUUAUUUUGUCUUUAUUAAAUUGCACUUAAAAUAUAUUAAGCAAAUACUAUUGUAUCUCAAGAAUUUAAUGAAUAAAUAUUUUAAGUUAUUAAUUUAUGUUAAUGUGUUGAUAAUUAAAUUUAAUAAUUAUGUGCUUACCUUUAUUGUUCAAUGUUAUAAAUUAAAGAUGUUGAUUAAGUAGAAUAAUUAAAUUAAUUAUUAUCUUAAAAAUCAUAAGCUAAUUAUACCUAUUUGGUUUUAGAGAUUCUUAAAAAGAAACUUACUGGAGUAUAAUUAUAAGUUUAAAAUCUUCUUAUGAAAGUAUUAUCAUAAAUGACAACUGAUGUGGCUAAAGUUAUUUAACUCUUUUAAUAGAUUGAUCCAAGUUUACUCAAAAAUGUUUGGGUAUUUCUUGUAUUUGCAAUAAGUUAAAGUGAUAAACCUAUUUAAAUAUGUUAAUUUAAAAUACUUUCUGGAAUUAUUUUGAAUUAUAUUAGAAAUGGAGGAAUUAAGGAUAAUUAUUUUAAUAUCAUCUAUCAAGAAUGUAGAUGUAGAUUAUAGUCAAAACAAUUCUAAAUUUUAUAAUUGGAUUUUGCAUUAGAAUAAGAUACAGAAUAAACUGUUACAAAAGCUAUUAAUUUAUUAUUAAAAAAACCUUCUUAUAAAAUAGCAGUCUUUAUAGAUUAAUUAACUGAUAAAUAUAACAUGCCCUCAUUAGUUUAACCUAUUUUAUUUGUUUUAAAUAAUUUAUUUUCUAAUUAAAGAGUUCAUUCCACAAGUGAAGAAAUGGAACUUCGAAAUCUAAUGAAAAAUAUAUUCAUUAAGGUUUAUAAUCAACCUAUUGCAGAGUUACUUUAACUUUUAUAACCUUAUAUUUUAGAUGAAGUGAUACCUGAAUAAUAAGAGAGAAUACCAAUCCAUAUAAAAACAAGAAUCUUUCUCUUAAAAAGAUUGUAAAAGCUAUUUAAAUAAUGUGAUACUUCAAAUUAAGUAUUUGAUUUUCUAUUCAAAAUUACAACUUCAAUAUAUGAGGAAGCUAAGGAAAUAUCAUUUGAUAUGUUCUAACACUUUUUUUACAAGGAAAAGGAUUUAUUAAGUUUUGCAGCUUAAAUAGAUUCAAUAUUAUGUGAUACAAUUAGAAGGGAAAAUCAAAACCCUCCUUCAGUAAAUCUAACAAAUAUGAAACUUAUCAGUAAAUUUGCUAAAAUUGUAAAAGAUGAAUUUUUGGCUACAAAAUUAAUUUAAUUAUUAUCUAAACCUUUGUUAAAUGAAUGCAAAAAGAAAUUAGUACCUAGCUAAUUUUUUAGUGAAAAGUCAUAGCUCAAUAUUCUAAUUUAAAGAAUAGUUUCAUUGGGAAGUAUAUAUAGAAAAAUACCUAAUUACUUUGAUUAAACUCUUAUAGAAUAAUUAAAAUGUUAUGUAGAAGAAUUAUUGGAAGAUAUAUUUAUAAUUCUAUGUACACCAAGAUCUCAUAUAAGAGAAUUUUAGUCUUAUAAUUUUAUUUACAAUGGAAAAAAAUAUAGCUAUGAUCAAGGAUUUCUUCAUUAGUCAUUACCAAAACUAUUGAGAAUAUCAAACCUUGAUAAGCCAAUCCACUUUACUUUAAUUGGAUAUAUAAUUACAUAAUAUGUAAAAUUAUUAUUUAUCAUAUGAAGGGAGCAUUUGAAUAAAAUGAAAAUAUGUUUAAGAAAACUAUAGAGGGUCUUACUAAAGAAAGAAUUUUAUAAAGUAGAACGUAUAGAAUAAAGGGAAUACAAUUACUAACUGAAGUUAUCAAUAAAAAUCCACAAAAUUAAUUACUGAUAAAUGGAAUUCAAAGUUUAUUACCUAUUAUUGCUGCAGAAGCACCUUAUUCUUUAGUAAUUUGUUAGCAAUUUUAUUAAAGUCUUAUUCAUCAUUAAAUUGAAUUCUAACUAAUACUUGAACCUUUGAUUCAAAUUUAUUAAUUGACAGUUGAUUAGAAUUAAAAAUUAAAUUGUUUAGCAUCUUUAUUAAAAAUAUCUUAAUAAAAUAAUUAGGCUUUAGAUUAAAUCAAUAUUAUAUUUUGGGAUUUUUUGUUAACAUAAGAAUAUGAAUUUAUGAGAUGCACACAAUUAAUUUAAUUUUAUAAGGAUAAAAUAUAUAGUAUAAAAUAUAGUGGUUAUAUAUAAACAAUUUUAUAAACAAUAUCUAAUACCUAAAAAAUGAGAUAAGAGGAUUAUUACUUAUUAUUAAAUUUAGAUAUUUUAAUCAAUAAUCAUUAAGAUAAUUAGAGAUACUAUUAAAUAAUUGACAGUAAUACAAUUUAUUAUUAUUAUAAUAGUUCAUUUUACUAAUCUAAUAUAGAUUGCCUUAGCCUUAAUUAAAUAAAUUAAAUAGAAUGUUUAACCAAUUUUAAACUCAUUACUUCCAGCAAUAUAUCGUAAAAUAUCUAUUAAAGAAAUUGAUUCAUAUAUAUUGAUAGGAAAGUUUUUAUUACUCAGUUAUUUAUUGAGCAAUUAAAAAUUAUUAUUAUUUUAGAGUACUUUCAGAAUUAUGUAUCUUUUCACAGAUGAAAGCUUGGAUUCUUCAAUUGUUGAAGCUUCAAAAUAAAAUCUAAAAAUCAUAUUGAUUAAUACUUAAAUGAAUUAGGUGAAUUUACCAGAUGACUUAUCUGAUAAAGUUUAAUUAAUUUAAGAAGAUAUUUAAAGAGAAAUGUAUAUAAAAUAUCUAUAACAAUAGGUAAGAAAAAUAAUAGAGAGAAGCAAAAUAAAGAUAACCUUAGCAAUCUGGUUAAAUAGUAUUAAAGAUGUUUGGGUGA
Molecule: messenger RNA, 4912 nt
Organism: Paramecium primaurelia
Lineage: Eukaryota; Ciliophora; Oligohymenophorea; Peniculida; Parameciidae
Source: the annotation of a GenBank genome assembly